Brachypodium distachyon (stiff brome) is the source of this 1242-nucleotide messenger RNA. Its product is annotated as RNA-binding protein 1. NCBI's taxonomy places the organism in Eukaryota, Viridiplantae, Streptophyta, Magnoliopsida, Poales, Poaceae. Bases 99 to 989 code for a protein of 296 amino acids. Gene Ontology annotation, molecular function: mRNA binding. The record is from RefSeq and is a predicted model, not a curated record. The transcript is spliced from 6 exons.
UCUCUCCUACGCUCAUCGACCAAACCGAAACCCCCCCGUCUCGUGCCCCGAAACCCUAGCCGCACGAGCGAACCCUCUCCUCCCCCUCACCCAAGGCGAUGGCGGCGGAGAACUACUGGAGGUACGCGGACGCGCGCCAGCAGCAGCAGGCCAUGGUGGCGGCCGCGGCCGCCGCGGCCGGGAUGGCGCCGGCCGCCACCGCCGCGCAGGCCGCCACGGUCGCGGGGGCCAUGGCGCAGCAGCACCACCACCAGCAGCAGCAGCACCAGCAGGUGGCGCAGAUGGCCCAGCAGCAGCACCACCAGCAGCAGCACCAGCAGGCCGCCGUCGCUCCGUCGCUCAAGCGCGCCCGCCCCGACUACGUUGAUGGGCCUGGAGGACAAGAUAUGGCUGGAUAUUACCCGCGUGAAAAUGCUGGUUACCAUUCACUUAGAGACAAUGAAGUACUUGGAGCAUCUUAUGAUCGCUACUUACGCAAUGGGGUGCCUGCUGUUGCCGUGAAUGAGCCAAGUAGAGCUGUUGUUGGUGGGAUGGGUGGUGCUGGGAUGGGUGGCGCUGGGAUGGUUGGUGCUGGAAUGAGUGGAUAUCCUGGUGAUGAACGCCGUAUGAUGGGUGUUGUUGGUAUGGAUAGCAGAGGCAUGGGGUAUGGUGCAAGGCCUGAGCCUCCUCUGCCACCAGACGCAUCCAACACUUUGUACAUUGAAGGCCUGCCUGCAAACUGCACACGCAGGGAGGUUUCACAUAUAUUCCGCCCUUUUGUAGGUUUUCGUGAAGUGAGGCUUGUCAACAAGGAGUCAAGACAUCCUGGUGGAGAUCCUCACGUCCUGUGCUUUGUUGAUUUUGAUAGCCCUGCCCAAGCUACUAUUGCACUUGAAGCUCUGCAAGGUUAUAAGUUUGAUGAACAUGAUCGUGAAUCAGCCCAUUUGCGGCUUCAAUUCUCGCGCUUUCCUGGUCCGAGGUCAGCUGGUGGGCCUCGUGGUAGGCGUUAAAUCGUGCGGGUCAGGCGAACCUAUCGUUUAUACGAGCGAUGAAACCUCCGUGGCGUAACGCUUUCCGCUGAUAUCUCCGCCGGUGGUUUGUAGGGUUCGUCAGCUCAUGUUGCCAAAUUGUGAAAAGGACGACGCAAUAAUCUCGAUAUUCUGUAUCCAGUAGAUUGUCGUGUUGGAUGUUAGAACUGGAACUUCGGGUUUAAUCCUCUAUACUGUAUCUGCCUUAGUGUUUAUGGUCGACUAUAUUUUAUUA